Funneliformis caledonium is the source of this 204-nucleotide messenger RNA. Lineage: Eukaryota; Fungi; Glomeromycota; Glomeromycetes; Glomerales; Glomeraceae. The record is from the annotation of a GenBank genome assembly.
AUGGAUUUACGAGAUACUAGAAUUCUUGUUGCAGUAGAUUUUGGAAUAACUUAUUCUGGCUUCGCUUAUGUUCAUAAAGAGAAUCCUGAAAAUGUUGUUGUAAAUAAUUCUUGGCCAGGAAGAGAAGGUGUGUUUAAAACACCUACAGCGCUUCAAUAUGAUGAAAGAUAUAAUAAAGUUAUAAGCUGGGGAUAUAAUGCAUUA